CUAGUCCUCUCCUACUAUCUCCAUCAGUUAGCACAUUGCUAUGAAUAAUCCAGAGCUACGGGAUGGCAGAGCUGAUGGCUUCAUACAUCGGAUAAUUUGCAAGUUGAAAGAAAACUGGAAGACUGGCCUUAUGUGCUUCCUGAUUUUUAUUUUUACAGUUUGCAUUAUUAUGAUAGCCACAUGGUACAAACAUGCUAAACCUGUGGCAUGUUCAGGGGACUGGCUUGGAGUGAGAGAUAAGUGUUUCUAUUUUUCUGAUGAUACCAGAAAUUGGACAGCCAGUAAAAUAUUUUGUAGUUUGCAGAAAGCAGAACUUGCUCAGAUUGAUACACAAGAAGACAUGGAAUUUUUGAAGAGGUAUGCAGGAACUGAUAUGCACUGGAUUGGACUAAGCAGGAAACAAGGAGAUUCUUGGAAAUGGACAAAUGGCACCACAUUCAAUGAUUGGCCAUCAAAUUCCAAAUGGUCAUGCAACCGGAGCCUCCGACAAUGGCUUCUUCUGCUGGGACCCCUUAGAUAGGCCUCUGAGGGAGCUCUGACUGCCCCAAAACAGUGCCCCCUGUCGGCAGGAAGCAGUUAAAUCAGUCUUCAUCCUUACCCUUAAUAUAACGGCAGUUAGAUGUACUUCUUUAGAGGGGGUAAAUUUAUCAAUUUAGAGCAAUUCAUCCUCCUCUUUCCAUCUUUGAUUCACAGUUAAUAGGCUACAAAUUUUGAUAAUGUAGAAUAAACUACAGAAAACUUCUUG
Nomascus leucogenys (northern white-cheeked gibbon) is the source of this 745-nucleotide messenger RNA. It is a transcript of the gene CLEC2A, whose product is annotated as C-type lectin domain family 2 member A. Lineage: Eukaryota; Metazoa; Chordata; Mammalia; Primates; Hylobatidae. The record is from RefSeq and is a predicted model, not a curated record.